This is a messenger RNA of Punctularia strigosozonata HHB-11173 SS5, 3644 nucleotides long. Its product is annotated as glycoside hydrolase family 13 protein. Lineage: Eukaryota; Fungi; Basidiomycota; Agaricomycetes; Corticiales; Punctulariaceae. The transcript is spliced from 17 exons. The record is from RefSeq and is a predicted model, not a curated record. The coding region runs from base 139 to 1914 and encodes 591 amino acids. Gene Ontology annotation, molecular function: alpha-amylase activity. Gene Ontology annotation, biological process: oligosaccharide catabolic process.
CCGCGGCCGGCACAAGCGGCUGAGCUCAAGAUCGAAGAAUCGGACUCGAGGCUGCCUCGCACGAGUUAUCACUGGUCGUACUCUUGUUAAUCGGCGUUGCUAUCGGUGCCCCAGCAGACAACCCCGAGGAUAUUGACGAUGCCUGACCCUGUCGGAACUCCCCCGUCUCCGCGGCAGUGGCAGAAAUCUGCGGUCGUAUAUCAGAUCUACCCCGUCUCUUUCUUUGACUCGAACGGCGAUGGGCUAGGAGACCUGAAAGGCAUAGAAGGCAAACUCGAUUAUCUCAAAGAGCUCGGCGCAGAUGUCCUGUGGCUCUCUCCCAUUUACCCGAGCCCCCUCGCGGACAUGGGCUACGAUAUCUCUGACUACAAGAACAUUGACCCGAGGUACGGUACUCUGCAAGACUGGGACCGGUUGGUUGAGGGUGUCCAUGCGCGUGACAUGAAACUGGUCAUGGAUCUCGUCGUCAAUCACACGUCGGAUGAGCAUGCCUGGUUCAAAGAAUCACGCUCGAGCAAGAUCAAUCCCAAACGCGACUGGUACAUAUGGCGGCCGCCGAAGUACGACAAGGAUGGCAAUCGCAUGGAACCUAACAAUUGGCGUUCUGUCUUCCAAGGAUCCGCUUGGCAAUGGGAUGAAAAUACCGAGGAGUACUACCUACAUCUCUACGUCCCAGGCCAACCCGAUUUGAACUGGGAAAACCCAGAGGUGCGCAAUGCAGUGUGGAGCGUGCUUCGCUUUUGGCUUGACCGAGGCUGCGACGGCUUCAGAAUGGAUGUCAUAAACCUGAUAUCAAAGGUUCCGGGACUGCCAGACGCGCCCAUUACUGACUUAGAGGGCAAGUAUCAAGUUGCAAGCAUGUUUUACGCGAACGGCCCUCGUGUUCACGAGUUUCUUCAGGAGAUGCGUCAGAAAGUGCUAUCAUCUUAUGAUACCUUUACGGUCGGCGAAGCACCGUUCUCUUAUUCCGCAGACGAUUUAGCUGCAUAUGUACUACCGCCAAACCGUGAACUCAACAUGGUGUUUCAGUUUGAGCACAUGGGCCUCGACGAGGUAUCGGGCCAGGACCCGCUUGUUCCCGCGAAGUGGACGCUUGCCGACCUUAAACGAGUCACGGAGAAAUGGCAGACGUUCAAACGCGACGAGGGGUAUUGGAACUCAAUUUAUAUACAAAACCAUGAUCAAGCCCGCGCUGUGUCGAGGUUUGGGAACGAUUCACCAAAAUGGCGUGCAGUGUCUGCGAAGUUGCUGUGCAUGUUCAAUGCGUCGCUAUCGGGGACGUUGUUCGUAUAUCAGGGCGAGGAGAUAGGGAUGAAGAACUUCCCUCGGAGCUGGGGGAUUGAAGAGUACAAGGACGUCGCAAGUCAGAACUACUAUCAGAAACGCAAGAAGGCCGGCCCUGGUGUAGAGAUCGAUAUGUCAGAUGUUGUCGAUGGCUUGCAGAAGAAAGCCCGUGAUCAUGCUAGGACACCUGUUCAGUGGGACUCGAGUCCGAAUGCCGGGUUCACCACCGGCACACCUUGGAUGCGAACGAAUGAUGAUGAAGGCGAGAGAGCGUGGACAAUCGCUGCUCAACUCCAGGACCCGGACAGCGUCCUCAGUUUCUACCGCCAAGCGUUGAAAGUCAGGAAAGAGCACGAUGUUCUGAUAUACGGGGACUUCAAACAGUUUGCCCCCGAACAUCCUCAGAUAUUUGCAUACACCCGCUCGCUGGGCGAUGCCGUCAAAGCACUAAUCCUGCUGAACUUUGGAGAGAAUGAGGCCGAUAUUGCAAUACCUCAGGACGUGGAAAAUCGGUUCUUGGGCAACUCACGACUCGUCCUUACAAAUUAUGCAUCAGAGGAGGAAGCCAAGGUUGAUAGCUCAGUAACGCUGAAAGGUUACGAAGGCAGGAUCUAUGUUACGUACACAUGAGAUCGAUUGCUCUGCUUCCGGAUCCUCCACCGGGAAUGAUGUACGUAGGCAGGCACUCUUGCUAUAAAUGGGCUAACGUGACUUGGGUGUUUUCGAUACGGAACGACACAACUGCAAUGAUACAGAACGUUAUCCAGAUUGUAAUGCUAACGAAUGACGUGAUGACUACAGAAAAUAUUGUCAAUGGGGCAAGAAAGGUCCAGUGCUGGUCGAAGAGUGGGGCAAGUGUUCGUGAAGGGCAAAUGGCAACAUUGCAGUUCAUCAUGGGUUACCCCUCACGAACUGGCUCAAACGAUUGAGCGGGCUCGCCAUAGAGCGCUUUCUGGUGCUCCGCCUUCGCAGCUUGGCGCUCUCUCCGCUGAUGCUAGCUGCCUCAACGUCAGAGAUGCGAAGGGGAUCUUCGCCUUCCUCGAGACCAAGGGCCUCCAUUUCGAAAAGGAAGUCCCCCUCCUUCCAUUUCUCCGACCACUCAUGGGCGCGUACAAUCUUCCAACCCAAGUAUGCCUGGCAGCUUCGGCAGGUGGUUUCAGAUAUUGUAUACGCGCCCGUGUACAUGAGCUGAACAGAGGGUGGUGCCAUCGCAACGUUGAAUACAUCUACAUUAUUGAAUAGGGAUGCUUUGCCACGAUACCCCGAGAAUUUUUCCGAGAGGACAGACUCAGGGUAGGAAAUUAGGGCCUGGCAGGCCUUGCACACAAAUCGCUUCCGUUGACCGCUUCGGCUGUUCCUGCUCGACGAGGUGCUGAUGACAGAGCCCGUAUCUGAGCCCGCUGUGCUGGUCUCGCUCCCUUGCCGAUUACGCCAUAGGCGUUUCGGCGGAGGCAGGAAGUUGGGCAACGGAGGUAGUCCUUGGUCUAGGCCGGCAGCCGUGAGGAACGAUUGACUGUCAUUGCCGGAGGGAGGAGAUGCGAGCAGGUUCGGUGUGCUGCCGCUGGAGGCAGUAGAGUACGUUCGUAGAUUUGGCGUAGAACGUCCAGCGUGGCGAAGCAUGGCGUGAAAGUCAGUUGAACGGAAAGCGAUCCACGCGUAUAUAUGUACUCGAGACGUAAAUGAAAGCGACUGGCGCGGAAGAGCGAAGGAGGAAAACGAGGCCCAGCCACGGGCGCAGGGGUUUGCAGCAUCGCAGCUCAUAUAGCCCCACUCUGCCGCCCCGCGUCUUCGCGUGAGCGAUUUUGGGGUGGCGACCCAUUCGACAUCGGUGAAAGCGCUGACGUUGCCUAGGCGGUAGGCGACGCCUCGAUCCGGUCCUGGGUAAAGAAGCUCCGGUCGCUGCGAAGUGGCAAGCCAGGGGGGAUAUCGGGAGCAGCAAGCCAUACAUAGUUCGUGAUGGGUGCUGCGCGGGCCGACAUCACUACGGCAGUCCACCGUCAUGGGCACUGGCGACUCCGAAGGGGCAAGAUUCAUCGCACGGAAGGGCGUGGCAUCGAAUAGGAUUCCGAUGGCAGGCAACGGCGGCGCUAAAUGCUGCAUUGACAUUAUUGCAUGGCGGCAGCAACCAAAUGAGGCGCAAGUCCGAUUCUCAUCGACUCAUCGGUUAAGAACGGUGAGGUGGUGGAGGUGACUAGGGCCGGACGCGGUGCACCGUGCGCUAACGACCGGAAUCAACGCCACGUCCAUCAAAAAGCGCCCACGGCCUGCGUGUGGCUGAAUACCGUCGAGGGUACCUGUGUGAGCGAGCAACGUUCCCGGUGACGAGCGCCUAGUGUAGAUGCACAUGCUGGUAGAACAAC